AUGUCAUACAAGUUUCCGUCAAUCUAUGAUUUUCCGCCAUUUUUUACCAAACAAAUACAUCAGCAGACUCUAGAUACCCAGAAGUCCCAUUGGUCAAGACUGAUUUUAGAAUACUGCCAGUUCAACAAGAUAUGGAUCCUUUCUUUGAAUGGCGAACCGAUGGACUCGGCACCUGAACAUCAGGAUUCCGACGAUGAUAACGAUGAUGAUGACGAUGACACAGAUAUUCCACAAUACUCAUUAUUUACGAAUUCGAAGAUCGAUCGUAGCCUGCGAAGUGAUUUCAUAUUAGAGAUAUACACAGACAUGAUUUCUAAAGGAAAGGCCGAAUGGAGUAAUACUGUGCUUACGCUAUACGAGCUGCGGAAGGGCGAUUUGGCAAGAACUCAGGAAUUCUACGGUAUGAGCCCCACGGUUCUAGUCAAAGUUCUGAGCGUGUUGGUGAAGUCAGGAAGAGCGCAGAUAAUGAAGGAUGAUAACUCCAAGAUAGCUGGUGUGAAGUUCAGUGAUAAGUAA
Molecule: messenger RNA, 516 nt
Organism: Ogataea philodendri
Lineage: Eukaryota; Fungi; Ascomycota; Pichiomycetes; Pichiales; Pichiaceae
Exons: 2
Coding region: 1-516 (171 amino acids)
Biological process (GO): protein transport to vacuole involved in ubiquitin-dependent protein catabolic process via the multivesicular body sorting pathway
Cellular component (GO): ESCRT II complex
Molecular function (GO): protein homodimerization activity; structural molecule activity
Source: RefSeq, a predicted model, not a curated record